This is a messenger RNA of Schistosoma haematobium, 9905 nucleotides long. Its product is annotated as elongation factor EF-G. Gene Ontology annotation, molecular function: GTPase activity; translation elongation factor activity; GTP binding. The record is from RefSeq and is a predicted model, not a curated record. Lineage: Eukaryota; Metazoa; Platyhelminthes; Trematoda; Strigeidida; Schistosomatidae. The transcript has 10 exons. Bases 4518 to 5687 code for a protein of 389 amino acids. Gene Ontology annotation, biological process: mitochondrial translational elongation. Gene Ontology annotation, cellular component: mitochondrion.
AAAACGAAGGCGCCUAGUUUCAUUUGAAGGUCAACAGUAUGCUUCAUGUUGUGCGCGCUAUACGCGCAUUACUGAAGGCCCCUCCAGUUAUUUUAAGAAACAUAUCAACCAAUAAUAAUGUCUCGGACCUUUCUAAAAUUCGUAAUAUCGGUAUAUCUGCUCACAUUGAUAGUGGGAAGACAACACUUUCCGAAAGAAUUCUUUUCUACACCAACAGAAUAAACGAGAUGCACGAAGUUAGAGGCAAAGAUGGAGUUGGUGCUGUAAUGGACUCAAUGGAGCUAGAGAGACUCCGUGGAAUAACAAUUCAAUCUGCUUCAACCUUUACAAUGUGGAAAGAUUGCACUAUCAAUCUCAUUGAUACACCCGGUCACGUAGAUUUCACAGUCGAAGUUGAAAGAGCUCUUCGAGUACUUGAUGGUGCAGUUCUAGUAUUAUGUGCUGUCGGUGGAGUCCAAUGUCAAACAAUCACAGUGACUAGGCAAAUGGAUCGUUAUAAUAUACCUCGAAUCGCAUUUAUUAACAAACUUGAUCGCCAAGGUGCAGAUCAUGUUCGAGUUCUUAAUCAAAUAAGGUCAAAACUUAACUUCAAUUCAGCUUUUAUUAAUAUACCCAUAUGUCAAGAGCCAAAAAGUACAGGAAUAAUUGACUUGAUUAGUGAGACAGUUGUUUAUUUUGAUGAACCGUUUGGGUAAGUGUUUGAGUAAAGAUUUUUUCUCAUCAGUUUUUGUAUUCCCCUCUGUUAUAAUUCUCUCUUAGGGUUAUAACCCAGCUAUUCCUAUUGCUUAGUAUUCUCGGACACUGAUUCACUCGACAAUUCCCCAAAUAAGAACACGGUUGUUUAGGAAGUGAGUAAAUGCAAUAGGGAAAACGUUAGUAUAUUUAUAGUUUUUUCACAUGAGAUUUCUAGUGUUCACUAAGUAUUGGCUAAAGCUGGCUGGAUAAUAAUUAGCCAAUCAGCGUGCGCAAAGGCAAUGUACAUUGAGCAUGCUUUAAUCCAGUCUAGGUUCCGCUAACACCCUCCUUAGUUUUAAUGAAUAUUUUGUAUUCUCUCAUUUAGUGCUGUAAUUUAGUGGUCAACCUGUCUAACUUUUAACCGUUACUGAUACGGACCCCCUCCUCGUUUGCUUUGGGUUUUAACUGGGGAGCAGCGUUACCGGUCGUCAUACAAAGUGCGUUGCUCAAAUCCGUAUGAAAUCAUUAUUUAUCAGCCUCAAUCGUUUAUAAAACUGCGGACUACCAGAACGUGAUUCUUAAGGUUAAACGCGUUAACAACUGAAAAACAUGAAAUAGUGUUGAUCUCAUUGAUAUGAUGAUAUAUCUUACCAUAGUGUAACUCAUCAAGUAUACGUCCAUUCACUCCUGUCCAAUCCUAUUGUUUGUCUAAGGAGUAGUAAUGCUACUCAGCUACUUGAAACAAAGUAUAUAGAAUUGGAACCCGAACCGUUCAGUGGAUAACUCACCAUCCCAUGUUUUCUUGUUUACUAGAAUACAUUUACUUUCUAGCUGUUGUGUCUUGUUCUAUUAAACAAAAUAUGAAAAUUUUUCACCCAUUGAACUAUUGUGCUACAAUUUUUUAUUGUUAUUGUUGAUGAAUGAACUAAGGAGUUUUAGUAUCCUUGAUUUAAAGUUAAAUAGUAGUAUCAAAGGUAACUACUUCUCAUUUUAUUUUGUGAAGUAGUUUGGUUCAUCGAUUUUAUUUAAUUUUAUCGUUAAAUAUUGAUAAGGGUAAGAAAUAUCAUGUUUGUGUACACUCAUCCUAACUUGUGAUAACUAUGAUUAAUUUAUUUAAUUUUUGUUGCGUGUUAUUCUAUGACUCUAAAGUUGUGAUUCGUUGAGGUGUAAGCAUUUGAAUGUGAACUAGUUAGUUACAUAUCUACAUAGGCUUGGUCAAAGAGGAAAUGCGACUAACUUUCUAACAGUAAAUUUCACUUAAGAUCUAAGACAAGAAGAGUGAAUACAUCCAUGCCACUGCGACGGAUCUUAAGUCAUGUCAUCUAAGAUCUUCGACCAUUGGCCACGAUUGUUAUACGGAUCCCGACUGAAUAGUCUGAACCUACCAACGCGGCUCAGACUAUCAGUCAAUAACUUAAUUGUUCGAACCCUUUUAUCCCUCUUACAACCUAUUCCUACUCCAGUUACUUUCUCGCACAAGGGUAGAUUUCAGUUGCUCAUCGAUAAUGUAUAUCCCAAACACCUCGGUGGAUGAGAACUCAGCUUCAUCCACUGACUUAUUAUACAUCUUUAGUCUUAGGAUUUCUCACUCUGUUGUUCCAUGGUACUCAGGCUUCCGUUCAAAAAUAAUUUGAUCUUCUCUUAAUAUUUUAGUGACAAACCCGGUUUAUGAUAAGAAAAGACCAAUUUGUUUAAAUUGGUCGGUAAACUUGACUGAAGAGUAUAAUAAUAUCAUGUAACUGGAGUACUAUCUGUGAUUAGUUAUGGUUGCUAUACAGUUUAACGUGUCACAUUAACCUUACAUCUUUUGAUCUAAAAUGUACAAUUUAUCUUACUGUGAUUUUUCCCUAAUAGUUUAACUGUAAGACAGGAUGCUAUCCCAUCUUCCAUGUUAGCCGAAACUAAAGAACGUCGUGCUGAAUUUAUCGGUAAUUUUGUUUUGUUUUAAUGAAAUAUAGUUUAUUUUUAUUUAGUCUUAUGUUUUCCCUUUCAUUAUUCACCUUUUUGCUCUGUUAACUUAAUGGUUGCGUAACAGCUCAGGACCAAUCUGAACGCCGUAAAUACAUUUACUCUUUGUAUUCCCUUAGAUAUUGAGUUUCAAAAUUAUUUUACACGUUUUUUUCUAUAUGACCAUAUAACUUUGCAACAGUAUGUGAUUUAUUCAAACUUGCUUGGUAUGUAAGAAUGAAAUGUGUUAUAAUUUCUCUUAUUACUACCCAGCUAUUCCUAUUGCUUAAUAUUCUGGGACACCAAUUCACUCGACAAUUACCCAAAUCAGAACAUAGUUGAACAGGAACGAAGUUAUAUUCCAUACAACAUGGGUAGAUGUAAGUAAGAAGCACAAUAAGAAAAAAAACGUUAAUAUAUUUAUAGUUUUUACAUGAAAAAAGGGGCAUAAUACAGGUUGACCAUGAUAAAUGUCGACAAUAUACUAUUCCACUGGGUGAAAUCAUGAGUCAAUUGGAGCUAUACCACCAUGGAAAACCUGGAAGCACUGGACGGCCGUUUCGUCCUAGUACGGGGCUCCUCAGCAGUGCGCAUCCACGAUCCCGCCUAGCGAAAUUCGAACCCAGGACCUAUCAGUCUCGCGCCAGGCGCUUAACCAACUAGAACACUGAACCGGCAAUGUUAAUGUCUAACUUCAACCAAUAUACUAUUUAUGAAAUGUUGUUUACGAGAAUUCACAAUCGAGAAGACUAAGCGAAAAUUAUCUACCUGAAGUUCAGAGCAUAAUCAUAUGUAGCCAGAUCUAUUAAAGUUUCGUAGUUACUUUCCUAGGUUUUGAUAAGCUUCUUUAUUGGUAUGGUUUAUCUUUAGCCAGCCCGUAGUUUAUAAAAGAAACUGACACUUUAAAAGCCAUCUAGAACGUAGAUACUUAGUUGAUGACCGGAUCACGUUGCAAUUCUUAUGAGAAUGUAUCAAAUAUAUUUUCUUAACCAUAAGAUAAACAAGUUUUGUUGCGCUAAUAUUUUUCUUCUUGAAUUAAGCCAUUACUUGUGUAUAUCAUUGUACUGAGAUCAAAUGUGAUAACAUAGUGCGUGACACACUUCCUAUCGGUUUUUGGUGCAAGUUUUCUAUAAUUCAGUGGAAAACUUUGCGGUAUGCUUUGGAUCUUAACUAAUUUCAUCAAGUUUUUAUGGGGUAAAAUUACUUAGGUUACGAAAGGCGGCCGCAGCCGGCUCAGUGGUCUAAAGGUUAAGCGUUCGCACGCGAGACUGAUAUGUUCUGGAUUCGAAUCUCGCGGGGCGGGAUCAUGGAUGCGCACUGCUGAGGAGUCCCAUACUAGGAUGAAACGGCCAUCCAGUGAUUCCAGGUUUUCCAUGAUUGUCUAGCUUCAGUUGACUCACGAAUUCAAUUAUUAAACGAAUCUAAUACCUACAAGUCAAAAAUCUGGUUACAAUUUUACUUGUUUGACGUCUUACUUCGUUAGUUCAAUCUUUUAUUGAAUCGAACUUUUUUCCAUGGUUAUUAUUUUCUAACAUUCUUUCUCUUCUUACAUUCCAGAAUGUUUAGCUAAUGCUGAUGACGAGAUUGGAGAAGCAUUUUUAAGUGAAAAGCCAUUAACUCAAACUGAAUUAAAAGCUGGUUUACAUAGAGCUACACUUGCAAGACGAUUUGUUCCAGUUUUAGUUGGUUCAGCAUUACGUAACCGUGGUGUACAGCUUUUACUCGAUGCCAUUUUGGAUUAUUUGCCUAAUCCUGGAGAAGUAAUCUAUCAUGCUUUGAAUGAAAGUUCUGGUGAAACUAGAAAGGUCCCACUGAAACCUGAACGAAGCAGUGAUAAUCCAUUCCUGGGACUGGCUUUCAAACUGGAAGCUAGUAAAUUUGGUCAGUUAACUUAUAUGCGUAUCUAUCAAGGUUGUUUACGUCGUGGUGAUUCAGUGAGAAAUUCUCGUACAGGUCGUCGUAUUCGAGUGUCUCGACUUGGUCGAUUAAAUGUUACAGAAUUAGAAGAUUUAGAAGCUGUCUAUGCAGGAGAUAUUGCUGCAUUUUUCGGUGUUGAUUGUGCAUCUGGUGAUACAAUGGUUGAUGUAAAUAUGAAAGAACCAUUAGCUAUGGAAUCAAUGUUCAUCCCAGAACCAGUUGUAUCAAUGUCAGUUAAACCGACAAAUAAAUCAACUAUUGAAUCAUUUAGUAAGGGUUUAGCACGAUUUACACGUGAAGACCCAACGUUUAUUCUUUCGCAAGAUUCUGAUACUGGUGAAUCAAUAGUGUCUGGUAUGGGGGAAUUACACUUGGAAAUUUAUGCUCAACGUUUAGCACGAGAGUAUAAUGCACCAUGUACAUUAGGUAAACCUCGUGUUGCAUUUCGUGAAACAUUAAGUGAACCAUUCGAAUUUGAUUAUCUUCAUAAACGACAAUCUGGUGGUGCUGGUCAAUAUGGUCGAGUAAUCGGUAUACUUGAACCUUUACCUCCUAAUUCUUAUACAAAAUUGAUUUUUUCCGAUGAAACAGUUGGUACAAAUGUACCUAAAAAUUAUGUUCCAGCUAUUGAAACUGGUUUUCGUAAUUCUUGUCAAGUUGGUCAGUUAGCCGGACAAAAAAUUACUGGUUUACGAUUUCGUUUACAAGAUGGAGAUAAUCAUUGUGUAGAUAGUAGUGAUUGGGCUUUUCAACAAGCAGCUGAAGGUGCUAUGAAACAAGCUAUGGAUGAAGGUUCCUGGUUAUUAUUAGAGCCAAUUAUGUAUGUGGAAGUAUCUGCACCAGCAGAAUUUCAAGGUGUAUUAAUUGCCACUGUAACACGACGUAAUGGUCUUAUUGUCAGUACGGAAGUUAGUGAAUCUUAUGCUAUGGUUAAUGCAGAAGUACCAUUAAAUGAUAUGUUUGGCUUUUCCGGUGAAUUACGCAGUAUUACUGAGGGUAAAGGUGAAUUUACAAUGGAGUAUCUAAAGUAUUGUCCAACUCGACAAGCAACUAGCGAUGCAUUAAUUGAAGAAUAUGAAGCAGCUGAAGAGGCGAAAUUGAUUGCUAGCGGUAAAGGUGGAGCAAUUACUAGAAGAAAGAAGAAGUAAUUGAUUAUCGACUCUUAUUGAAGGGACUAAGACAAGCAAGUUAUUCAAUUGUUAUUUAUCAUUCUUAAAUCAAGUCUACUAAAUAAGUCGAAAUUUUAAUAUAGGAAGCUGUUGUUGACGAAUAUCAUGCUAACGAUAAUCCAUAAAUGUUGUUACGGGCUUGUCAUAUAAGUGCUCACUGCUUAAUAAGGCUCUCGGAUUAUAACGAAGUAAUUCCCAAAUCCUUGCUGAUGAUAUCCAAUGAUGCUAUUCAACUGACAUUUGUUUGUGACGACAAUUAUCUUUGAGUUAGUAUUUGUUGAAAGGAAAAGGAUGUGAAGUCUCCAGGAAAUCGCUUAUUGAAUCAUUAUUUUUUUGAAGUUGAAUCUAUGUUUUUUCCUUUGAAACCGUCAGUCGUGUUUAAAGGUGCUGUUUUUUUAUUGGUUCGUGUCUUUUACUGUACUAAGUUCUUGAUGUACUUCUGAGUUCAUUGUACACGUGCUCAUGCACGUAUUUCGCUUGCUUAGAUCCGUAUGCUUUAUUCUCUACCAAAUAAAUCUUCAUUGGGAGGUUAGAUUGGUCAGAGUUGAAAGAAACAGAGUGUUUUUGCACUUAAUAAUCAAAACUAAGCCAAAAGUUUAUGCCUUUUAGUUCAAGAGAAAUCAUAUCCCAAUCUGUUGGGUAUGAAUAAUAUCACAGAAUAUUUUGUUAAUAGCACUCAAUAUGAAAAUAAGCAAAUUAUUCAGGAUACGUACCACAUAAAUACAAUGAAAUAAUAUUAGUAACUAGUGUAGACAAAUCGUUUACAAGUAAGCAGAGCGAAAUAAAACGCUGAGAUUAUGGUUGGCAAAUUUUACUGUAUUCAAUCUUUAGAAAAGUUUGAAAAUCACUUGACCUACUUAUAUUAGUAAGUAGUUUGGGGUAAUAUACAAAAAAAGAUGGUCAUGACAUGUGUAUUUAAAUUCCGCUAGUCUAGGAAGGCAGAGUUGAUUGGAAAAAUGUAUAAACUUAGGAAUGGGCCUUUAGAAAUUUCUAUGCAAAUCACUUGAAACUGUUAUCAGGUAAAUCUAGUGGUUUUUAAUUACCCCAAAAUGCUCUAGUACGACCGAGGAUGACGGAAAGUUCGCUUCCCCUCGCGGAAUGCCCUCACAUGGCCUACUCACUACCUUCUGGCGGCGGCAGAAUUGUUUACGAAAUUGAGAGGAUAGAAGGUGGAUUUACGGUGCUUUAACCGGGUUGAUGAGUACAGAAUAUCCACCUAGGGGAGUUGGGAAACCCUGAAUCCACACCAAUGAUGCACAUGGGCUCUAGGAUCCCGAGGGAACAAAUGGCAUAUAAACUUAUUGUUGAACGCCGGAUACCGUGGAACGUCGCCUCCUGUUAAUAAUUAACAGAUAAACACAACAUGAUGUACACCCUACAGUUAGAAUUGAAACUGAUUACUGAACGUUAUUAAGUAGUAUAAUACCGUAUAUACGAGAGUCAGAAAAGAAGAGAAUUUACAUAGAAUGCAAACGGACAUGACAGUAAUAGUUUGCUUAUUAUCCUGAUUAUUAUAAACUAAUAAGUGACAAACCUCUGUUUUUUCUCUCACCUUAUUUUACAUAUCUUCCCUUCCUUAUGAAAGAAUUGAUUUAAGAAGUCAAUGAAGAGGAAGGAUUAUUCUCUUUCUGAUGGUAAAUCAUUCAUACAUAUGUCUUUCUCAACUGUAAAAAGAACAUCAUUCAUAUAUACAAUGUAUAUUUUCCGUGUCACCUUGUCCCUGUUGUUUGUAGUUUGUUUUAAUAAAUUGAUUUGAUACUAGAAAUUAUUUCUAUUUUGUUCUCAAUAUUAUUUUGGCAACGUUGUGACAAAAUCCGACUCACACGUCCGCGUCGUGCCUCCUGAAUAGUGGGACAGAUGAUCUAUGAAUUAACGUGAGCGGUAACCCGAAUGGUAGAGGUCGAGAUAAUCACCCACUCGACCGAUACCCUCAAACGAUUACGAACUCCACCAAGAAAAGCAGCACAAUGACUCUUGGAUGGGAAAACGACAAAAAACUUACUAAAGUGGUGCAUGUAAUGUACGGGGUUGCUCCUUACGGGGAAAACUCCAACUGGUUGCAGAAACAGCUAUUCUAGCCCCGGUAGUUGUGCAGUGCUUCAAUGUGGCCUGUUUCUCUCCAGAUGGGCCUACUAGGCUUCACCAACCUGUUUGGCUGGAAGGGGGGCAAGGGGGGGGAAAGAUUGUGACACUCAGUAAGUAUCUGUCCGGAUCCUGGUCUACUCACCAUUACUGAUACACUAAUACAAAUCGAUAACCAAGUCAAGUAUACACAGUAAUAAUUGUUCAGUAAUUUUUUCGAUGAAUAUCAUCCAGAUAAUUCAUUUCAAAUUUUUAACCAUAAUGAAUUAGCUGUAGGUUCGUUCCCGUAAUAAUAGUCAGUGAGCAAAGCAGAUAUAAACAUUCUUUAUUUUUCCAAUUUGUUGGGGUUCAUAUUCACAAAUAAUUCGAAUUAAAAGCUUUUUAGUCACCCUAUUUAUUCCGUCUAAAAGUUGAUUACCUGAUUUUGUGGGGAAAAAACUCUGCCCAUGUAAAGAUGUUAUGUAGAAUUUUCAUGACACAGAAUGAAAAUAGUCAGGUAUAUAAUAGUGAAGGGAGUUUUUUCAUCGUUCCAGAAAUUUUAAUAAUAAUCUUAGUGGUUGUUAUUCUAUGUACUUCAUAUCAAGAUGAACUUGUGUUCUGUAUGUUUUUAUUUGUUUCCAUCCACUUAUCCGAAAAGUAGCUCAGUACCAAUAUCUCUUACUGUGAUUAUAGGUAACACGAAGUUGAAUUGGUCAGGGUCUAUUAGUUUCCUCAAGAUUUCAGGCACACCUUAACGACUUGUCUCAAAUAGCACAAAACUGUUAUGUCGGGGAGUCACUUCCUGCUUUUCAACUAUGUUGGGUCUUCACUCUUACUGCUUUUACUGGACAAUUGGGGGCCACUGCAAUUCCGAAGAUAAAAAGUGAGAACAUGAAAGAUCGGAGUAAUGAAGAUCUAUUGACUCCCCAGAAUCAAGUCUCAAAACACAAUCAUUUCUAUAGUACUUUUUACUCAAUUUAUAAUGAAACAUAAAGGAAGAAAUGUGUAGAGUCAACUGCGAAAAUGUACACUAAUUAUAGUUGAUGCGAACUGAUAUAGGAAAUAUAAUUUCCACACUUGUCAUAUAGAACAAAGUUUAUACUGAAUUGACAAAAGAUAAGAUUGACCUAAAUAAUAUCAUCUUUCUAUCCCGUCAUAUAAAAGACCUAGGUCCAGGUAUUUCUACUAACUAAUUUCAACCACCUUACAUCUCAACAUUAUACGUGCAAUAUCGAGUCAUCUAGGCUGGUAACCACAUUACAGUGUGAUCAAUAAAAUUCUAUCACCACUAAGUAGGACUUGGCAUACAGGACGGGAUAUAUGUAUCCCUUUGGAAAUCACACAUUUUCUGACUGAUCGACAAAAUGGCAUCGAAUUAAUUUACAAAUAAUCAUAUCUUUAUUUGUAGGACAGGUACACUAAUAUUCAGUGAUGGCAGUACAGAAAGGAAAGAAUAAACGUAUGCGAAAACUGUUUCAUAAUCGUGAAAGGUUUAGUUAAAAUUAUUGUGCGAAAUGUCAUCACUAAUUCUCGCUGUGUGUUUUACUGUCCAGAAAUAUCUGGAAAUUGGGACAUUAAGUGUGGUAAAUCCGCCUGAGGAUUAAAGACUGAACGAUUGAAUCAUGCAGAAAAUCCCGAAUCCAAACAAGGAUAAAAGCUUUGAUUGAGAUCACGAAUCGAUUGAUGUUAGACCACUAUUGAAAAUCUGGAAACCGUUAUCUACUUCAAACAAUGGAAGAUGGUUGCACAAUUUCGCGGAUUGGUUGAAGUUAGACAUUAACACCGUUGGAUACCGACUCAGUGGUUUAGUGGUUAAGCGUUCGCGCGCGAGAUCGAACGUCCUUGGUUCGAUGGAUACUGCUGAAGAGUCCCAUACUAGAAUGAAACGGCCAUCCAAUGCUUCCAGGUUUUCAAUGGUGGUCAAACAUCAAUCGACUCAUGAUCCUAAUAAAAGAUUUUAUAAUUUCCUCAUACCUCAAGAUAGAAUUUGCUUGCAGGACGAUACUACUAAUAAAUGAUAUCAUAAGUAGUACGUCUUACAAUCUUCUGUGUGUGAAGUAUCUAGGUAGUAACACUCGUCAAAGUAUGGUCAAAGAAGAAUUGUUUUUGGUAAUAGUUACGUAAGAAUAAUUAACG